GGCAGUGCAGGGGCGCGCGGGGGCGGCGGGCGCGGCGCUGCCAAUCGCAGACAAAGGCCGCCCCAGUGAAUCAUGUGGUGCCGGGGGAGGAAGUGCGGCUUGUUUUCUUUCCUCCAGUCGCCGGGCUCCGGGCGGAGCGCGAUGCUCGGAGACCCCCACGGGGGCGGCGGCGGCGGCCGCGAGCCCAGAUGAGGCGCCCCCGGCCCCGCUGCAGCGUCCCCGGCCCGAUGGAGGCUCCGCCAUGGGACCCCCUCCGCAACGACUCGCUGCCGCCCACGCUGACCCCGGCCGUGCCCCCCUACGUGAAGCUCGGCCUCACCAUCGUCUACACCGUGUUCUACUCGCUGCUUUUCGUGUUCAUCUACGUGCAGCUCUGGCUGGUGCUGCGCUACCGCCACAAGCGGCUUAGCUACCAGAGCGUCUUCCUCUUCCUCUGCCUCUUCUGGGCCUCCCUGCGGACGGUCCUCUUCUCCUUCUACUUCAAAGAUUUCGUGGCAGCCAACGCGCUCAGCCCCUUCGUCUUCUGGCUGCUCUACUGCUUCCCCGUGUGCUUGCAGUUCUUCACUCUCACGCUCAUGAACUUGUAUUUCACGCAGGUGAUUUUCAAAGCCAAGUCAAAAUAUUCUCCAGAAUUACUCAAAUACCGGUUACCCCUCUACCUGGCCUCACUCUUCAUCAGCCUCGUGUUCCUGUUGGUGAAUGUAACCUGCGCGGUGCUGGUGAAGACAGGAAACUGGGAGAGGGAGGUCAUUGUCUCUGUGCGCGUGGCCAUUAACGACACCCUCUUUGUGCUGUGUGCCGUCUCUCUCUCCAUCUGUCUCUACAAAAUCUCCAAGAUGUCCUUAGCCAACAUUUACUUGGAGUCAAAGGGCUCCUCUGUGUGUCAAGUGACAGCUGUCGGAGUGACCAUCAUCCUGCUUUACACCUCCCGAGCCUGCUACAACCUGUUCAUCCUGUCGUUCUCCCAGAGCAAGAACGUCCAUUCCUUUGAUUACGACUGGUACAACGUAUCAGACCAGGCGGAUCUGAAGAAUCAGCUGGGAGAUGCUGGAUACGUGGUAUUUGGAGUGGUCCUUUUUGUGUGGGAGCUCUUACCCACCACCUUAGUCGUUUACUUCUUCCGAGUUAGAAACCCUACGAAGGACCUUACCAGCCCUGGAAUGGUCCCCAGCCAUGGAUUCAGUCCCAGAUCUUACUUCUUUGACAACCCUCGAAGAUAUGAUAGUGAUGAUGACCUUGCCUGGAACAUUGCCCCUCAGGGACUUCAGGGAAGUUUUACUCCAGACUACUAUGAUUGGGGACAACAGACUAACAGCUUCCUGGCACCAGUGGGAACUUUCCAACCAGACUCCGUUUUGGAUCCUGACAAACCAAGCCAUGGGUAGCAUCAGUCAGCGGCUCUAUGGAAGAUUCCUCAAGUGAAGAGCUUCAAAGAAACUAACUUAAUGACAGCUGAAUUUUUAAGGCACUUUUCCUUAAGAAAUAGGACUUGAUUGAUUUUUAUUUGUUACAGGUUUCUAAUGGCUCCAUAGGACUAAGCAAUAAUUUAGAUUGAGAAAACCUUAUUUUAGUACUAAAAAGUGAGCCUGGCUGCCCAUUUCAGUGGGUAUAAUUUAAACGUUAAAAAGAAUUCUGUACUUUUAUAAAGAUGUAUUUUAUAUAACUUAAAUAAUAAUGCUAAAAUAUAUACUAGGAUUUUUUGAGAAUGUUAUUGCAAUAUGUUUGUAGUUUGCACGGACUUUUAUGCAUAAUUCACUUUAAAAGUAUACAGUACACGGUCUGACGGUUGUUUAAGGCUUUUGGACUUAAGUAUUCUUCAGAUCCUUACCUCUUCAGAUCGUGCAGAUGCUGAGCUUCACACCUGGAAGACUCCAAAUACAACUGACAUCUAGAAAGCCCAUUACAACUCCAGUGUUAAAAGUUAUAAUGUAGCAGAGAAUCAGCAGACUAUGUACCAGGUAAUUGGUUCCUUCCUUCGCGUUCUUUAAGGUCCAGACAGUUGUUAGCUCAAAGAAUCUCCUAAAUUUCACCAAAAAUGUGCUACUCUGAUUUUCAGCAGGGCAUUAACGUAUACACUUCAGUGAUAAGUGGAUAUGUUAAAAACACGGAUAGAGCUGACCUACACUGCUAAGCCUCCUCUGCUAUAUUCAGAAACUUUGCAUAGUUUUUCAGCCCAGUGAAAUCUAGUAUCUGUUACCUCAGUACUUCCCAAGAUGGCACCUUUCCCAAAUCAUGGACCAUUCAUUACAUUCAAGGAACAGAGGAGAGGUUCUCAAAAGGGGAUGAAUAAUAAAUGCCCUGGAUCCAGAAGACUGUAUGGAAUCCUCACAGUUUUCCUGUCAUUUCUCAUCCUAUUUAAAAUAAUGCCUGGUAUUUCUAAAUAGCUCUGAAGGCAGGCUAUUGGAAGCGGCAGCUUUAAGUAUCCGGGAGCUCGACUCCUGUCCCUUAGCCAUGCAAAGAGGCAUGUUCCAGAAAACUGCUUCUCAGUCGUCUUUCACUUCAGUGAAAUCAGCUGGUUCUCCAGCCACAGGUGCGAUUCUAAAACCUCCAAGAUCUAUACAGGUAACACUGCCUACGACAGGAAACUCUGUCAGGGAGGUUAAAUGCUCUGAUUUUCUGUAAAACCGAGAGAAGGUACUGGAGGAAGGACUGUCUCCAGAGAGACAGUAUCUGCUCCGCCUAGAGAAUCUCACCUCUCGGGAUGGGAGGAGGAGCAGCAGAUGAAGAGAAAGUUAUGUUAAGAAGUUCUGCCUUCAUGACGAAACCCAUUUCCAAAAGGUCUCUUAUUUCCCAUUUUGGUCUUCAGAAAGGAUUUCUCUCUGGGCACUGAUUUCACAGAGAUCAAGUCUACUUCUCUUGAUGGUAAUUAAAAUUGCCAUCUCAAGUUUUAAAUGGCUUGUGAUUGGGUUUUUCAUUUGUAUGGAACGCCUUUAUCCUACAUAAUCACACAUAACAAAACAGUGUUCUUGCCUUUCAGCAUAUGGAAGAAUUGGGGUCCCUGUCAGGGAGAAUUCUAGACUGAAGCAAAAUUUGCACUGAUUAUUUGGGUUGCCUUAAAAUGUUAUAAAUUAUUAUUCUACAAAGCUUUAAGAACACCCUACUUGUCAUGCUGUCUUCGUUACUAAUUCUCUUGGGAGAAUUUAAAGGCAGACCCAGCAUACACUUAAAACUUUAAAUCAUGCUUUCAGAAAGUACUUCAAUUAGGUCAUUCAAGGGUAAGUAUAUUUUUAAAAAUACAGUAAUAAAAAAAAUCACUAAAAUCAUCCAAUUAUUAUAUUCAUGCUGUAUCAACACAUUAUUGUCCUGCUAUUACUGACAGGAAAAUUGAAAUAACCAGCAUUAAGUGAUAAAAGCCAUAAUCUAUUUUUAUGAUAAAGCUGCUGUUUGAACUAUUUUUUUAUUGGAAAGGAUAAAAAUGUUCUAAGAGCCUAUUUUUCUCUUCUUCCCUUUUUAAAAAAGUAUUGCUAAAGCACACGUAUUGUAAACACAUCUAGAAUAUAAAAAAUAGGAUUGUAUUAAACUGUCUUUCUCUCAAAGUAAAUGACCAUGUAUACCCUGGGAAACAUUAUAGGUAUGGUAGGUAUGAAAAGGGACAUUAAAAUUUCUUUAAUUUCCUAGUUGUGUUGUGCUGUUAAGGAGGUACACUAACAAAACUCCUCCUCCUGUGAAAUAUUAAAGGCUCAAA
Messenger RNA from Neomonachus schauinslandi (Hawaiian monk seal), 3685 nucleotides. It is a transcript of the gene GPR137B, whose product is annotated as G protein-coupled receptor 137B. NCBI's taxonomy places the organism in Eukaryota, Metazoa, Chordata, Mammalia, Carnivora, Phocidae. The transcript has 7 exons. The record is from RefSeq and is a predicted model, not a curated record. Gene Ontology annotation, biological process: negative regulation of osteoclast differentiation; positive regulation of TORC1 signaling; regulation of autophagy. The coding region runs from base 189 to 1385 and encodes 398 amino acids. Gene Ontology annotation, cellular component: lysosomal membrane.